Messenger RNA from Letharia lupina, 2151 nucleotides. RefSeq lists its product as uncharacterized. The record is from RefSeq and is a predicted model, not a curated record. The coding region runs from base 1 to 2151 and encodes 716 amino acids. NCBI's taxonomy places the organism in Eukaryota, Fungi, Ascomycota, Lecanoromycetes, Lecanorales, Parmeliaceae. The transcript has a single exon.
AUGACAAGAACAAACCUCAGCGAAGAGGAAGAAGCAGAGGAGGAGCCUUUGCUUGCAGAGGAAGAGCAGCAGUGUGAUCACCCUGAUCAUUAUGAAGGACCCUGCGCCCCAAAUCCUUACGCAGAUUUGCCCGUUUACACAACCAUCCAUCGCGUUCGGCACGAGGUCAUCAACAGCAUUGACGACCCCUACAGCAUCGAGCAACUCAGGGCACCAAGGAUCAAUGUUGCCAUCGUAAGACCUCUGGUCAACCGUCUCUGGGACGAGAAAGAUGUCUCCAUCAUCUACUGUCUGCUUGUCAAUAAGCUGCAGUUCCUUCGGGAACAAGCCUUCGAGGCGCAUCAAACCAUCAAUACCACUCGAGCGUCUCUUUGCGAGUUGGUAGCUCUGAAGUUACUCAGGCGUUUCGACGAAGAGAAUCCAGAACGCGAUGGUCUGCUCCUACUUGCGAACAUACUAGUGGCCGGAUUUGAACCAUUUCAAAACGCACCGCAGGAGAUCAGACGCGUCCACAGCUAUGCUACCUCGUGGAAUGUUCAACAGCGAGGACACAGAAUUGGGAAAUCGACAGUCUUGGAAAUCGCUAUCGUCUCGGAAAGUAAGAUUUUCUUGAGCGCGCCGGCAUGUCAAAAGGUCAUGGAGGCAAUCUACCUUGGGCGCGUUGUCUACACGCCCUCAUCUUUCAUUGAUAUAAUACCGGACCAUUACAAGUAUAAGCCGAUCACGUUGUACCACCCUAAAAAGGCGCCAAGGCUCAAUCAAUAUAGGCUCAUGGUCCCCCGGACAAGGAACGCUCUCGACAUCUGCCAGUUUCUGACCCUACUGAUACUGUACAUACUUACUAUGCAGCACCGUCAGAGCGAUAAGUUCACUACGUAUGAGCUUGUGUUCUGCGUGUACGCUACGGGCUGGGCACUGGACGAGUUCGCUUCCAUUCUAGAGCAUGGAUGGCAGUGCUAUACGCAGAACCUUUGGGCGUUCUUAGAUUUCAUGUUCAUUGUCAUCUACGUCGUCUACCUUGUUCUUCGGAUACACAGCUUGGCAACAGGCGACAUUCGCUCCGGUAUUCCAGCACUCGAUAUCUUGUCGGCAGGGGCACCUGUGCUGAUACCGCGCUUGGCCUUCAACCUGCUUUCGGAGAAUAUGCUUUUUGUCUCUCUACGAGCCAUGAUGGCCGAUUUCACAGUUCUUACCUUGCUGGCUGUGUGGUGCUUUGCUGGAUUUCUUCUUAGCAUGAUGUGGCUUGGCGAGGGUGAUCAUCCGCCGAUCACCAUUUCCAAAUGGAUGUUGUGGGUCUGGUUCGGCCUCGAUGGGACCGGGAUUCAAAGAUCGGUCGACUUCCACUGGCUUAUUGGCCCGAUCCUGAUGGUCACGUUUGCCUUCUUGGGCAAUACACUCUUUCUUACCAUCCUCGUAUCGAUGCUCAGCAGCACUUUCUCCAAGAUCGCAUCCAACGCGACAGCCGAGAUUCAAUUUAGAAGAGCAGUCCUCACUUUUGAAGGAGUCAAGAGCGAUGCAAUCUUUGCUUACCAGCCCCCUUUCAAUAUUCUGGCACUCUGCCUCCUGCUACCACUCAAGAUAGUCCUUACUCCGCGCUGGUUCCACAAGAUCAACGUUGCAGCUGUGCGAACAGUCAAUGCUCCGCUUCUACUGCUCCUGAGCGUGUACGAACGCAGGCGUCUGUGGAGCACGAAGCCCUCAAAAAUUAAGACCAAGAUUAGUUUUUGGGACUUCUCACGAUUCUCGGUGCACGCAGACAUACAAGCAGUGUUUGACUCUGACCCGCCUCAGUCGGUCUUGGACGAGAUAUCUGAAGCCGAAGAGAAUCCUCGUCCUGGAAGUCUUGCGGUUCCGUCUAUCAGCCUUAACGGCAAAACAGAAAAUAGAUCAGAAGGCCACCGCACAAUCCCAACGAAGACAGCGAAGCGGAAGGAUUCGAUGGCGGCGAUGGAUGGCUUGGGAGAAUGGUUACACGGACACGAUAACAAUGGAUUGACAGGCAGACUAGACGCUCUCGAAAAUGCUACGAGACGGAUUGAGUAUAUGGUAAAGAAAAUCAGCCAGGAUUUGGGAGGUGACAGUAGUGAUAGUGAGACCAUUUCGAGAGCUCCAACAGCCCAGGACAUCAACCGGGACGAGGAGGACAUAUGA